CACAAAACAUUUUGCAUUUAAUCGUUUUUGUCAUUCUGUGCAAGUCGGACGUGUUGGAGCUGUUGCUGCUACCGAACGGUGUUUUACCUCUGCUCACAGUGUGUGUGUGUGUGCGCUAUCUCUUGCUGGCUGUGUUAGUGUGUUUUAAAUAAGUUUCCUUAAACAAAUUACAUAGAAAAUCGCUGAUUUUCUCUUUCUCGCUUUACUAAAUUUCUUGGUGGCGUGAAUAAAAGUGUUACAACCAAAAAAGAAGAAACAAAGCGCGUGUGUUAAAACAGCAAAUAUAUUGCAAAUAGUUUCAAUUCGACACCCAAACUACUAAAACAACUACAAACUUCAAUCAUGAGCUGGCAAGAUUAUGUCGAUAAUCAGCUUUUGGCUUCGCAGUGCGUUAACAAGGCGUGCAUUGCCGGACACGAUGGCAACAUUUGGGCGCAGUCCAACGGCUUUGAGGUUACAAAGGAAGAGCUCGCCAAAUUGAUUAGCGGCUUCGAUCAGCAGGACCUGCUCACCAGCAACGGUGUAACACUAGCCGGCCAAAGGUACAUUUACCUCUCAGGCACAGAUCGCGUUGUGCGCGCAAAACUCGGCAGAAGCGGUGUGCACUGCAUGAAGACGACACAAGCCGUCAUCGUGUCCAUCUACGAGGAUCCUGUUCAGCCCCAGCAGGCCGCUUCCGUAGUGGAGAAACUUGGAGAUUAUCUGAUUACUUGCGGGUACUAGAAAAUAAACAAAAAUCAACACAACACCAUCAACAACACACCAACAACAACAACAACACAGCAACAAAUUCGAUAAGAAUCCGUAAAUGAACUACAUAACUAAAAACAAAAAAAAAAAGUAAUAUUAAUAUUUAAAUUUAUGAAAAAUGCCAAGAAACAUUUUGAGGUAAUUGUGGUCGACAAAAAUAGGAAUAAAAUAUGAUGUCUAAAAAGUAAAAAGAAAGUACCCAAAAACCUACAACAAAAUUAUAAAAUUCUGCAUUAUUAUAUUUAAACAUCUUUGGUUCAUACGAUAAAAAUAAUAAAAAAAAAAAAAAACUUAAACACAAAAUUAAAGAAAUUAUAUUGGAAAGUAUUUUGUAAACAACAACAACUACAAAUGAAUAAGAACAACUACGCAAAGCAACGCAGGCAAAUUUUUGAACACUUUUUUUGUACAGCAAUAUAGAUACAAAGAUAUAUACACUGAUCUAUAUACACACACAGUUUUGUGAGAGAGUGAGUGAGACAGGAGAAGAAAAUGAGAUGAGAUUUGGAGAGGAGAGGGAAGUGAUGAGUCAGUCAUUCAAGCAGCGAAAAUACACAGGAAAAUACCAACCAAUAUAAAUGAAUAUAUAUAUAUAUUUAUAUAUGUAAACUAUUUGGAGAACCAUGAAGCUCUAUUUUUAUGUGGCAGGGAAGUACACAUACUACAUACACAUGCAACAAACAAAACAAAAAAAAAUCAGCCACUGUGGUAGCAUUUUUUAUACAAAAUGAACUUUGAUGUGUAAUAUUAAAAAAAGAAAAAUGAAAAGAAAAGCAAAAUAUCGUCAGCCUUUUUAGCCAUAUAUGAAGAAAAUAUGCUCAUCAUUGGGUUAGAUAAACAGAUUUCAAGCAGCGACAGCUACAACACCAAUACCAUUACAACACGACACGCACACAUACAUACAUAAACAUACAUGUAUUCCGUUUUCCAACCGUCUCAUCUAGCCAUACAUAUAUAGAUACGUACAUAUUAACAUACAUACAUACAUACAUACAUAUUACUUGCGACUCUUGCACCACAUUUGUGCUCUCUGUAUGCGCUUUUCAUGUUUGUAAUUUUGCUCUAUAUUCAUACAAAAACAAAAAAAACUAACAAAACGCUAAAAAAAAAGCUAAAAACAUUUGCAUACAACAUAUUUAUCGAUAUGCGCGGCAAUUACAAUUAUUUUCGAACGCUGUGCAACACUUGUCCGUCUCCUGCCAGCCGCCAGCUGUGUGUGUUGUGUGUGAGCGCGUUUCAGGAACAUUUUUUGCUGAAUUAUCCAUCAACAAUUCGGCAACAAUAAAUUGCCAUUAAAAAACAAAACAAAAA
Molecule: messenger RNA, 2061 nt
Organism: Drosophila sulfurigaster albostrigata
Lineage: Eukaryota; Metazoa; Arthropoda; Insecta; Diptera; Drosophilidae
Gene: chic
Product: profilin
Exons: 4
Coding region: 343-723 (126 amino acids)
Cellular component (GO): cell cortex
Molecular function (GO): actin monomer binding
Source: RefSeq, a predicted model, not a curated record